UCCCGCCAAAUCUCUCUCUUUUCUUCGUGUUCCCCUUCUCCACCCACCGCAAACCCUAGUUGGGAUCCCUCCUAAUUGCUCCAGAAGAAGGAGAAGGAGAAGGCGCUUUCAGAUCCUAUGGAUAAUUCGGAUAACCCACCGUCGACCCCCGGAUCGCCGGCCUCGGCGGGGUUCAGCACUGAUCGGCUGCCUCAUAACACGAGCCGCACAACCGAUUCCUACUCUGACGAUGACGAGGCCGCCGUCGACCCUCAUGUCUUUGUGGACGACGACGGUGGCGACGGCGAUGGUAACAAGGAGGACGAGGAAGGCGAGGAUCUGUACAAUGACAACUACAUGGAAGAUUACCGUCGGAUGGAUGAUCAAGACCGGUACGAGACGGUGGGGAUGGACGACUCCAUGGAGGAUGAGAGGGAUCUGGACCAAAUCAUGGCCGACAGAAGGGCGGCAGAGGUGGAACUUGAUGUGAGGGAUGGCCGCAAUGGUGGCAUCCUUGACCGGAAAUUACCCCAGAUGCUUUACGAUCAAGACAUGGAUGAUGAUAUCAACUUUAGACGUCCAAAAAGAUUCAGGGCUGAUUUUAGGCCACCAGCUGGUGGACGAAGUGAAGAUGACACUGAGGGUUCAACACAAAGCUCACCAGGAAGGUUCCAACGAGGACACUCAAGAGACGAUGUGCCAGUCACUGAUCAAACGGAUGAUGACCAAUAUGAGGAUGAGUAUGAUGGUGAAGAUGAUAUUAUGUGUCAUGUCCAAGGAACUCUAAGGGAAUGGGUCACAAGAGAUGAAGUUCGUCGGUUUAUCGCAAAGAAAUUUAAAGAUUUUCUUCUUACUUACGUGAAUCCUAAGAAUGAACAUGGAGACAUUGAAUAUGUUCGACUGAUUAAUGAGAUGGUUUUAGCUAACAAGUGCAGUCUGGAGAUAGAUUACAAGCAAUUCAUCUACACUGAGGCAAAUAUUGCUAUAUGGUUGGCUGAUGCACCACAGUCAGUGCUUGAAGUUAUGGAAGAAGUUGCCAAGAAUGUUGUCUUUGAUAUGCACAAGAACUACAAAAACAUUCAUCAGAAAAUUUUUGUCCGUAUAACUAAUCUGCCAGUAUAUGAUCAGAUACGUAACAUUAGGCAGAUUCAUCUGAACACAAUGAUUCGUAUAGGAGGUGUUGUUACUCGGCGAUCUGGAGUUUUUCCUCAGUUACAACAGGUAAAAUAUGAUUGCAACAAAUGCGGGGCUAUUCUUGGCCCUUUCUUUCAGAACUCAUAUUCAGAAGUUAAAGUGGGCUCAUGUCCUGAAUGCCAAUCAAAAGGACCAUUCACUAUCAAUGUUGAACAGACAAUAUACAGGAAUUAUCAGAAACUUACCCUUCAGGAAAGUCCUGGAAUUGUGCCUGCUGGUAGACUUCCAAGAUACAAGGAAGUGAUACUUUUAAAUGAUUUGAUUGACUGUGCUCGUCCUGGAGAAGAAAUUGAGGUUACAGGCAUAUAUACAAACAAUUUUGACUUAUCUUUGAAUACUAAGAAUGGGUUUCCUGUAUUUGCCACCGUGGUUGAAGCAAACUAUGUUACCAAAAAGCAAGACCUUUUCUCUGCCUACAAACUUACAGAUGAGGACAAAGCAGAGAUUGAGAAGCUGGCCAAGGAUCCAAGGAUUGGAGAAAGGAUCGUCAAAUCUAUUGCACCAUCGAUUUAUGGUCAUGAAGAUAUUAAGAUGGCUAUUGCACUUGCGAUGUUUGGAGGACAAGAAAAGAUUGUCCAAGGAAAACAUCGGUUAAGGGGUGAUAUAAAUGUACUCCUACUGGGUGAUCCAGGAACUGCAAAAUCCCAAUUCCUUAAGUAUGUUGAAAAGACAGGCCAUAGAGCUGUUUACACAACAGGUAAAGGAGCUUCUGCAGUUGGACUUACUGCAGCAGUUCACAAAGACCCAGUAACAAGGGAAUGGACCCUUGAAGGAGGUGCUCUUGUCCUGGCUGAUAGAGGAGUUUGCUUAAUAGAUGAGUUUGACAAAAUGAAUGAUCAGGACAGAGUGAGUAUCCAUGAGGCCAUGGAACAACAGAGCAUUAGUAUAUCAAAGGCUGGAAUUGUUACGUCACUCCAGGCCAGGUGCAGCGUCAUCGCUGCAGCAAAUCCAGUAGGAGGAAGAUAUGACUCAUCGAAGACUUUUACCCAAAAUGUAGAGCUGACUGAUCCUAUCAUAUCACGAUUUGAUAUCCUUUGCGUUGUUAAGGAUAUUGUUGAUCCUGUCACUGAUGAAAUGCUUGCAAGAUUUGUCGUGGACAGCCAUGCCAAAUCACAGCCAAAGGGUGCUACUCUUGAAGAUCAGCCUGCAAGCAAUACUCAAGAUGAACUUGCCUCUUCCAGACCAGUUGACCCGGAGAUUCUUUCUCAAGACAUGCUCAAGAAGUAUAUAACAUAUGCUAAACUGAAUGUCUUCCCUAAGUUGCAUGAUGCUGAUUUAGACAAAUUCAAACAUGUCUAUGCUGACAUACGUCGAGAAUCAUCUCAUGGUCAAGGAAUUCGAAUAGCAGUGAGGCACAUUGAGUCGAUGAUUCGAAUGUCAGAAGCACAUGCAAGAAUGCACUUGCGUAACUAUGUUUGCCAAGAAGAUGAGGACAUGGCAAUACGCGUCCUGCUUGAUUCUUUUAUCUCCAGCCAGAAAUUUGGUGUGCAAAAGGCUUUACAAAAGAGUUAUAGGAAAUACAUGACAUUCAAGAAGGAUUUCAAUGAAUUGCUCUUGCAUCUUCUGCGUAUACUUGUGAAGGAUGCAUUGCACUUUGAAGAAAUUGUAUCUGGGACAACUGCUCGUCUCACACACAUCGAGGUGAAGGUGGAAGAGCUAAGAAACAAGGCCCAGGAAUACGAAAUCUAUGAUCUGAAGCCAUUCUUCUCCAGUGCACAUUUCACAAGUAGCAAUUUCAUUUUGGACGAAAGUCGUGGGGUGAUCAAGCAUCCAUUGGCAAGAUGAAGCAUGAAAGGUUUCUUUUGUAUCUAGUUGAGUGCAGCAUGCAACUAAUUUUACUGGUAAUUUCAAGAGCAACCUCCUGGAUGGCUUCUUCUAAGGGCAGCUUCCCGGCCACUGUUAGUAGUGCUUGAAAGCUGCAUGAGCAGAUUAUACAGCAACAUGUUCGACACCUGUGCGUGCUCAUGGCUACUAAACUCGGGCUAUAUUUAUUACUAAGAUCUCUGACCAAAACUGCUUGUGUUUGUUUUCUUUUAUGUUGCAAUUGUAAUCUCUAGACAACGACCCAAUGGCCCUUACGUCAGACAUGCUUCUUGAUUCUGGUAAAGACAGUUCUACCAAAAUUUAAAGCUUUAAAAAACUA
Molecule: messenger RNA, 3316 nt
Organism: Musa acuminata subsp. malaccensis (wild Malaysian banana)
Lineage: Eukaryota; Viridiplantae; Streptophyta; Magnoliopsida; Zingiberales; Musaceae
Product: DNA replication licensing factor MCM2
Biological process (GO): mitotic DNA replication initiation; DNA replication; double-strand break repair via break-induced replication
Cellular component (GO): MCM complex; nucleus
Molecular function (GO): 3'-5' DNA helicase activity; single-stranded DNA binding; single-stranded DNA helicase activity
Source: RefSeq, a predicted model, not a curated record